AUCGCGAUGUGGAUCAUGUUGGGUGAGUGACAAUGAUGAGAUUAUUUGAAAACGUAUGCCAUGUUGACAUGAGUAUUAUUAUUUCUACAUAUCUGUGACUGUGUAGAGGAUCUCACAAAUGUCAGACUGUAACAGAGUGAGAUAUUCUAGAGAAAUAAUUUAAAAAAUUGCUGCAUGGCAGCACUUUUGUCAAUGUUGAGUAUCACAUCUGUGAGCGAACCAACCAACGGAACACAAAAUGUUGGACUCCAGUGGCUUGUAAAUGUUUAGCAGUCAUUCCAUGUAAAUAUUCUAUGAAACCUAAUACGUCUUGAUAUUGACAUUGCUUUAUUCCAGGCUUUCGUUGCUGUCGAAGCGAUGAGUGAUCGAAGCUGCAUACAGUCAGGUGGCAAACAAAAUGUCGAACUGAGUGCUGUUGAUCUAUUGAGCUGUUGCGAAAGUUGUGGACUUGGUUGUGAAGGUGGAUUUCUUGGUCCUGCUUGGGAUUAUUGGGUGGAAGAAGGUAUUGUUACUGGAAGUUCGAAGGAGAAUCACACCGGCUGUGAACCCGAAAUGAAAGUCAACCAGACUCCUAGUUAUAAAUCCACGUGUCAGAAAGGAUAUAAAACUCCAUACGCUCAAGACAAGCGUCGAGGUAAUUCAUCCUACAAUGUUGAUAGUAAUGAAAAGACUAUUCAAAAAGAAGUCAUGAAAUACGGAUCAGUAGAAGCGAGUUUUACCGUUUAUGAAGAUUUUCUAAAUAACAAAUUUGGAAUCUAUAAACGUAUUACUGGGGAAUUCGUUGGUCGACACGCCAUGCGUAUCAUCGGAUGGGGUGUAGAAAACAAUACUCCUUAUUGGUUGAUUGCGAAUUCGUGGAAUGAACAUUGGGGUGAAAAUGGAUAUUUCAGAAUACUACGUGGUCAUCAUGAGUGUGCCAUUUUAAUCCGAAGUAACAGCCUGUCAAAUUAA
Messenger RNA from Schistosoma rodhaini, 951 nucleotides. NCBI's taxonomy places the organism in Eukaryota, Metazoa, Platyhelminthes, Trematoda, Strigeidida, Schistosomatidae. The record is from the annotation of a GenBank genome assembly.